Fraxinus pennsylvanica is the source of this 408-nucleotide messenger RNA. Lineage: Eukaryota; Viridiplantae; Streptophyta; Magnoliopsida; Lamiales; Oleaceae. The record is from the annotation of a GenBank genome assembly.
AUGAUUUGGACGUGUGAAAAGCUUCAGCAAUCAGGUUUCAAAGGUGUAUCUUUGGGUGGCAAUGACGCCUCACAAGCUACUCUUUUACUGGGAAUGUUCUAUUCUGAUGGUUACACCCUGGUGGAGGACAAUGGCGCCUUGAAACGUCGAUGGAAAGAUCUAUGCUUGCUAACUGCCUCGGCGUGGCGGCCCUGCUCCUCUCCAUCCACUAGAAUUGCCAUUGCUUUUAUUGUGAUGUUCAUGAUGUUGGUUUGGUUGAUAAAUUUGGCAUUGCUGUCUAGUGAUGUUGGUUGUGUAGUUAAUGGAAUGCAGAGGAAGAUAAUGUCCAUUAGGCCUGAUGAAGUCUUUAUAAUUAUAUUAGUUAUAAUUUUAUAUGUUCCUUCCGAGUUUGAUGCAAACAAUAGAUGA